CUGCCCCUCCUCUCAUGGGGAGACAGGAAGCAGGGCUGGGCUUCAUUGCUGCUUCCCUUCCAGCAGAAGGAAAGCUGAGCUGUCACACAUCCUGUGAGCCCUGCAACUAGCCAUGCCGAAAGAGGAGUUUUUUGUGGAUAUGACCUGCGAGGGUUGUUCAAAUGCUGUGAACCGUGUACUUUCUCGUCUUGGAGACGUUCAGUAUGAAAUCGAUUUGCCGAACAAGAAGGUGGUGAUCCAAGCUGACAACCAUUCAGUGGACCAGUUGCUGGAGACCCUGAAGAAGACUGGAAAAGAAGCCAGACACUUACCUUCCAACUAAUGUGGCACAGGAGAAAUGAUGGGAAAAUAAAUUGCACUGUGGUGGAGAGAUGACACUAAUGUCCUAACCCUAAUGAAGAGACGGUGGAGCAUAAGCCGGGGACCUGUCUAUAUCUACAUUAGUUGUAUCUAGUAUCAAGAUUUUACAUAUUCCGAUUACAUUAGUGAUACUGGGUCUUGCACAAUGGAAAUAGAUUUUGUAUUUUAAGUUCCGGUUGUCUUUAACAUUUGCUUUCCAACUAAUAAAAUGUAAAAAA
Molecule: messenger RNA, 578 nt
Organism: Hyla sarda
Lineage: Eukaryota; Metazoa; Chordata; Amphibia; Anura; Hylidae
Gene: ATOX1
Product: antioxidant 1 copper chaperone
Exons: 4
Coding region: 113-322 (69 amino acids)
Biological process (GO): copper ion transport
Cellular component (GO): cytosol
Molecular function (GO): copper chaperone activity; metal ion binding
Source: RefSeq, a predicted model, not a curated record